AUGUCUCUUAACACACCGGAAAGCUCUGAUGACUCUAAUUCAACUCAAACACGUGCAAAAAGGUCCAAGGUGUGGGAACAUUUUGAGCAGAAUCUUGUGGAAGUGGAUAAUUGUUUUAGAGCUGUUUGCAAGUAUUGUCGAAUGCAGUUAAGCACCAAAUCUGGAACUAGUAGCCUUAGAACCCACAUUUCUCAAUAUUGUCAUGCAAUUGGGGAAGCCGAGAGGAACAGAUUCAUAGCAACCUUAAAGAAGCCCAUAGAGAACUUUGUGUUUGACCCUCAGUUUAGUCGUGAGCGUAUGAUAGAGUUUGUCAUACAUGCUGAAAUCCCAUUUAACAAGUUUGAGGAUCCAUACUUCGAACCAUGGGUUCAGUCCAUGCAGCCAACUCUAAGUGUUGUGGGACGACAAACUGUUCGCAAUGAUUGUCUAAAGAAGUACCAGAGAAUGAAGCAAGAUAUUCAGAAUGAACUUGAAAGCCUAGACUCCCAUGUGUGCUUGACAUCGGAUUUGUGGACAUCAAUCCAAAAUUUAGGCUACAUGGUUGUAACAGCUCACUAUAUCACUCCUGACUUCAAGAUCAAGAAGAAGAUAAUAAGUUUCAAAGAGGUCAAAUAUCCACACUCAGGGUUUGCUAUCGAAGAAGCACUUGUUAGCUGCUUGACUGAGUGGGGCAUACGAAACAAAUUGUUUACUCUCACAGUGGACAAUGCUAGUAACAACAACACUGCAUGUGACCUGUUGGUAGAUACUCACAAGUAUGAGUUGAUGCUUGAGGGUGCACAUUUGCAUGUGAGAUGUUGUGCGCAUAUCCUGAAUAUUUUGGUUCAAGAUGGGAUGAAAAUUAUUCAUGAGGGGAUAAAGAAGAUUCGGGAGCUCUUGAAGCACAUUAUCUCUUCGCCCUCAAGAAUGCAAGCUUUUAAUGAAAUUGCAGUGGUGAAUGGUCUUCCAACAAAACGUGGUAUUGCUCUUGACAUACCCAACCGUUGGAAUUCCACCUUCAAGAUGGUUGCAGAAGCAAUCAAGUACAAGACCGUCCUGAAUAGCUAUGCAAAUCAACAUGCAGAAAUUCCUCCAAAUGAACAAGAAUGGAGCACAGCUGAUUCAAUCUGUAAGUUUCUUAAAACUUUUGAAGAGGCUACAAAAGCAAUAUCGGCUCAUAGGAAACCAACUUCAUACAUGUUCUUGCCUUUAAUUGUUUCAAUUCGGGAUGCCUUGGAUAACCCUUCUUGGCAGACAAGUGUGGCACUACAAGACCUGGCUGCAGCCAUGAGGAUCAAGUUUGAAAAGUAUUGGGGUAGAGAUUUUGAUGAGUCAAACCAGCCUAUUCCUCGCAGAAAUAAAAAGGAUUAUGAUGUCAACCUUGGAAUUGUUAUUGCAACAAUGUUAGAUCCAAGGGGAAAAGCAGAAUAUGCAGAGUUCUUCUACCAGAAGAUUUGUAGCAAUAUAGAUCAGAUUGAUUCAAGUGUUGAUGCUGCUCUAGUUUGGAUGAAAAAAUACUUCCUGGAGUAUGAGCAACGCUUGAGGAGAGUUAAUGCAUACUCUGUUACAUAUUCAAGUGAGGGCAGCAUUUGUGUGGGCUCACCGGUGCUUGCGAAAAGGCAGCUAGGAUCAGAAUUUGCAAACUUCAAGUCAAGUCGAAGAAAGACUCGUCCACCAAAAUCUGAAUUUGACAUCUACUUUGAAGAAGAUUGUGUGGAAGACAUUGAAAACUUUGACAUUUUGGCUUGGUGGAAGGCACAUGCUGAGAAGUUCCCGAUCUUAUCAGUUAUGGCACGUGAUUUCCUCGCCAUUCCUCUUAGUAUUGUUUCUUCCGAAUCAGCCUUUAGUCUUGGAGGUAGGAUUCUUGGGGAGUCAAGAAGCUCACUAACUCCAGAGAUGUUAGAAGCCCUUGUGUGUGGGAAAGACUGGUUAUUCAAGGAAAAAGAUGCAGACAAUGAAGGUCAACAAAUUAGUGAAGAUCAGACUAGUGAAAUAGUCACCUUUGUCACUCCAUCAGACUAGUGAAAUGGACUUCGACAUCUCUCAGGGAGAGCAUCUGUACUGUUAAGGAUUUUCUCACUUUACUACAUCUUGAUGGUCCUAGGCUUCGGAAGGGUCCUGGUCAACUUCAACCCCGCUCUGGAAUCUGGAUGAAAGCUUGCGGACUUGCUCUGAAUGAUAGGCUGAAGCACGUGUGGCUGUGAAGCAAGCAUAUGAACACUGGAAGAAUGUCUUUACAUGUGACAACGGAACACUGAAGUUUCUACUGAUGACUUCGGUUUGAGCCAUUCGCCUCUACCAUCACCUGACAUUUUCUCGAUGGAACCAUCGAGUUCCUUAGACCCUUGUGUACUGGAGACCCUUGUGUAAUAC
This is a messenger RNA of Setaria italica (foxtail millet), 2352 nucleotides long. RefSeq names its product zinc finger BED domain-containing protein RICESLEEPER 2-like. Bases 1 to 2001 code for a protein of 666 amino acids. The transcript has 5 exons. The record is from RefSeq and is a predicted model, not a curated record. NCBI's taxonomy places the organism in Eukaryota, Viridiplantae, Streptophyta, Magnoliopsida, Poales, Poaceae. Gene Ontology annotation, molecular function: protein dimerization activity; DNA binding.